CUCUCUCUCUCUCUCUCUCUCUCUCUCUCUCUCUCUCUCUCUCUCUCUCCACAUCACACAGAACAAGAACUCAAGAGGCUACACCACAAGGUCCGCAUAUCCUAACCAUGUCGGGAGUUUGGGUGUUCAAGAACGGAGUCAUUCGUCUCGUCGAGAACCCGAACCAGUCGUCGGAUUCGUCGCAUGGUCGGAGAAAGGUUCUUGUCUACUUGCCGACCGGAGAGAUCGUAUCUUCGUACUCAUCUCUCGAGCAGAUCCUUCAAAGACUUGGUUGGGAGAGGUACUAUGGAGGCGAUAUCGAUCUCAUUCAGUUCCACAAACGUUCAUCCAUCGACCUCAUCUCUCUUCCGCGAGAUUUCUCCAAGUUCAGCUCCGUUUACAUGUACGACAUCGUCGUCAAGAACCCUAAUUCCUUCCACGUCCGUGAUUGCCAUUGAAUUGUAAUUGGUGUCUUUGUCGGGUCUCGUUGAUUUCACGUGUUUCGCGUGUGCAUGGCAUGUGCAUGUUGGUUUUUAUGUCUUUUGUACUUUGGGGCAUUGCGGGGGCUUUGUCGAAAUUUAAAAAGUGUAGGGAUGAGGUUCGCGUUGAUUGUAACUGUUUAGUUGCUGCUGGAGUUGCGUAAACGUGUCUGUAUAUGUCACUCUAUUCUAAAUUAUC
Messenger RNA from Tarenaya hassleriana, 657 nucleotides. Its product is annotated as flowering-promoting factor 1-like. NCBI's taxonomy places the organism in Eukaryota, Viridiplantae, Streptophyta, Magnoliopsida, Brassicales, Cleomaceae. Bases 108 to 437 code for a protein of 109 amino acids. The transcript has a single exon. The record is from RefSeq and is a predicted model, not a curated record. Gene Ontology annotation, biological process: vegetative to reproductive phase transition of meristem; regulation of flower development.